ACGAAGCCCAAAGACAUUCACAGCCUUAACCUGAGUUCAAUAAUCCAAAUUUCACAAUCUCAAACUAAGCUUAUUUCUAUCAAUUAGUCUCUCAUAACAACAAAACCAAUUACAUUCGCAGCAGCAAUCCAAACUAAAUUCAUUAUCUAUUCAACAGCUGUUCACUAAGCCGCCGCUGGAGGAGGAAGGCCCGCCAAUUCUGCCUCUGCUUCUAGUUUCUGGAAUCUGAGAAAAAGCCACUGCCACUGCUGGAACCGUUGGUUUUGUUGCUCUGUCCUUGCUUUAGAUCCACUCUGAAGCGUUACCAUCGCUGUUUGGCUGACACUGAGGCUUUUCACUGCCACCGGAGCUACCCAGGACCACCGCUGUGGCUGCUAUGGGAACAAAGCGGGUGCCAAAACCUAACAGAGUGCCGUUAUUGUCGAUUAGAGAUGCCAAAACCACUACUGCUGCUGUUUGGCUGAAGCUGAGACCUUUCACCAUCACUGGAGCUGCCCAGAAUCAUCAUGGUAGCUGCUAAGAGAGCAGAACGGAUGUUAGAACUGCCAACGGAGCUGCUGGGUUUCGUGAUUUCCGCGAGUUUCGACUUUGAGAUGGAGACGGGCGUGAUCUUCUAUGAGUUCGAGGACCCUUACGUCUACGAGGAUCUGGUACAUCACAGUUACUUCAUCAUGGGAUUGGAGCCUCGUAUUAGACGAUAUGCGUUACCUAAUCGAGCCUUUCAACAUCCUCUGUCUAGCCCGCAUUUUGACCCUGAUGCUCCUUACGACUUUUCCCUUAUCCUGGUUACAUCCUGACGCACCUGUACAUCCUUUUCCUGAUGAUCCCGAGCACCCUAUACCAGCUCAACCUUUGAAUGAGGUGGAACCUGAGCCUAUCAUUCCUGAUGAGCCCGAGUUAGCUGGUGACUACGUACCUGUGAUACCACCAGAGUGGGACUUUCCUCCUGAGCUGAUCCCUGACUUUCCACAGCCUGAUGAGCCGGCACUACCAGACGGUGGGGUAGCUCCUAUAUACGCGAACGGACCUGUGCUCGCGAAUGGUUUUGUACAUAGUGACAGCAGUGUUUCUGGUGGAUCUAAGGGUAUAGUUGUAGCUGCGGAUGAUGAGGAGGAGCAGGAUCCUGAGAUAGAGAUAGAGCAGGAUGAGGAGAUAGACGAGCCUCACGGCGAUUCUCCGAACGGCCACGAGUAGAUAUAGUUUGACUGCGGAAGGGGCAUUCUUUUGAUGACACUCUAGUCUAACAUUAUCGGAUAGAUAGUCUCUCAUUUGUGUUAGUACACCCGAGAGCUAGGAGAUAUAUAGUGGUUAGGCUAGCCUGGGUGCCAGUUUAGCGGCUUUUUGUAUGGGCCAGGCCCUGGGAGUGUCGUGUAAAUAUUAGCUACGUAUGAUGACGAGGAUGUAAACUGACUUGAUCUUGUGUAAACGCUACAUGUUUUGUUAUUGUGUACAUGAUGUAUAUUAUCUGUUGUGUUUCUAUGUUUCUUAGGUAACUGAAAUUUUGAGGGCAAAAUUUUCUUUUAGGAGGGUAGAAUGUAACAACCCUGAUUUUCGUG
Messenger RNA from Arachis duranensis, 1556 nucleotides. RefSeq lists its product as uncharacterized. The transcript is spliced from 2 exons. Bases 616 to 1194 code for a protein of 192 amino acids. NCBI's taxonomy places the organism in Eukaryota, Viridiplantae, Streptophyta, Magnoliopsida, Fabales, Fabaceae. The record is from RefSeq and is a predicted model, not a curated record.